UUCGCUUUUCUGUUUUGCCCAGUUGUAGUCGCACGGAAUUAGAUGCGGUAAUAUUGUCUACGGUAAAUAAAAGUGCCGUGAAGUUUUAUGACUUAGGUGAUACAGAUAUUAGGUAUAUUGUGGUGCAAAAAUAAUGAAAUGAUGGGUCCGUCCGGGCCGUUAGUUCUGUGCCGGUCGUGGUGCGAUGCAUUCGUUAGAUUCCGAUAGACUUGGAAAGUUAAAUAGUUUUCGAUGUAUCGUUGUGUGCUUUUUGUGCAAUCGUAACUCCUAACAUGAGGAAUAUAAGAUUUUGUGUCGACUUGGUGCUAUGGAGUGCGAUAGCAUACCUCUUCGUGCUUCCGUUCUCGGAGACCAGGAUGGAGGAAAGCAUGGAGCCCCACCCGACCUCCACGGAGAAGCCAGAAGAAUCAUCCCGGGACGAGCCCAAGAUCGAGAAGUGUUUCCACAUGCCCCGGGACAAGUGUCCCACGGACGGGCAGAAGUGCACCCGCGUGGACCCAGUGUCCGUGUUCUGCUGUGAUGUGGACAGCUUCAGGUUGAGGGAGGCCCUGGCUAUAUUUAUGACACAGAACACGACGAACCUCCACGUGUCGAACGCAACUAUAAAAGAUCUAGAUGUGUCCCAACCGAUCUUCCGGAGGCUGACAUCCAUGGCCCUCACUGAUGGGAACAUUGGGAAAAUUGUCGGUCAAUUCCCAAAGCAUUCGCCAAUCGUCUGUCUCAACAUAUCGAACAACAACUUGAGCAGCAUAACCCCGCAGCCGCCUUUGAGCCGGCCCUUCGCGUAUUUAUACGCCCUAAAUGUAUUAGACGCAUCCUCUAACAACCUUACUGAGUUCCCGUUGAGUCUCCUGCAGAGUAAUCGGAAGAUACAUGUGGAUCUGUCAGGUAAUAACUACCUCCCGUGCAAGCACUUCCACAAAGCCAUGGAGGUGAACAGCCGGGAGCCGCUGCUGAAGUUCCUCCACUACAAUAAGACGUACUGUGCGAUCGAUCUGAGGUACAACUGGUUUAAAGACGUCCAGAUUGUCCAGAUCGAUCAUGUGUGGGUGCAAAAACAGCUAAACGAGUCCUGCCAGAACAUAAAGCCAGCGAACAUAAACUGCACGUGCACCACGGUGCUCGAACUAGUGGUCUCCAAGGAGGCGACAUACGUGGUGGGGGUGGAUUGUUCCCAGCGCGGACUGAAAGAGAUGCCAACUAAUCUGCCCAAUAAUACCGUUAAUUUGAACGUGUCUCAUAAUAAUAUUACAUCUCUUCAAGCGAUCUCCGAUGAUAGCACGUACGAUCACUUGCGAUGGCUGGUCGCAGACUUCAAUGACAUCACUAGCCUUGUUGAAUUGGAGGGAUCCAAGUUCAUAGACAACUUUGGUCUAUUCUCUAUUACGAAUAAUAAAUUGCAUUCGAUUCACCCAUACGUGUUCUCGGACCGUUUCGACUCGACCAGCGCCACCAUGCUAGUUGCCGGGAACUACAUACACUGUGACUGUAAUACUGAGAAAGUGCUAAAGCCCUGGCUACUAGAAAACAACAAAGCCAUACCGGACUACAAGCAACUAAAAUGCGAAAAUAUUCCAAACACUGCUGUCGUAGAAUUAAAAGAAUUCCAAGUGUGUCACACUCCACGAGAUUGGACAGACUAUAUCUACUAUAUUAUUGGUCUAGAAACCCUCGUUUUAGUGUUACUAGUAAGCAAAGUAUCCUAUGAUUAUUGGGUAUUCAAAACAGCUGGAUAUCUUCCAUGGCCAGCUAAUAAAAUGCCUAGACUGCCGUGUGAUUGGCUCUGUGAAUGACUUUGACGUUUGUAAAAUUUUACGAUAUCUGUGGUAUUUUUUUGCUUUUUAAGCUGAUUGGACGUUAGUCCUUUGCCUGAUUGAGAUUUUCGCGCUAAAAUCAAUAGUGACAUUGAGGUGUGAUGCAAUGAUGCCAAAAGUGAAAAACAGUGCAAUUAUUUUUAAUGGUGAUUAACAGAAAAUAAUAAAUAUGCUUAAUUAGACAUUAUAAUAUAGGCUAAGGUAAUAUUUAAGGACCUGUUUCACCAGUUGCUGAUUGCCACUGCUAGGCUAUUAAAUUUUUUACAUACAUUCAUUAAUUGUUAUACCUAUUACCUGGCAGAUAAAGUUGUGAAGCUGGCUGGUAAACACUGCAAAAUAAUUUGCGAAAGACCAAAAUAAACGUUAAUCAGGCUUUAUAAUAUUUUCGGUAUAUUUUUAUAAUGAUACAUUUUCCAUAAUUUAUAAGUAGGUACCUACAUAAACAACAUAGAUAUUUAAAAAUGUAUAUAUUUUUUAAUCUGUAAGUAUAAUAUAUCAUGAACGUGCCUUAACUAGCAAAAUAGGUACGAUACAUAUUUACAAAUUUUAAGUAUUUUGUGGAAGUAAACUAGUUAUGAAGUCAGGGUAACUACAUGUUUCGGAUUUUUUGUCUUUUUGAAUAUUAACUGAUAAAACUUGCCAUUUUUUUGGAAUCUCGAAA
Colias croceus (clouded yellow) is the source of this 2475-nucleotide messenger RNA. It is a transcript of the gene hfw, whose product is annotated as protein halfway. The transcript is spliced from 10 exons. Gene Ontology annotation, molecular function: transmembrane transporter binding; potassium channel activator activity; voltage-gated potassium channel activity. The record is from RefSeq and is a predicted model, not a curated record. Bases 273 to 1793 code for a protein of 506 amino acids. NCBI's taxonomy places the organism in Eukaryota, Metazoa, Arthropoda, Insecta, Lepidoptera, Pieridae. Gene Ontology annotation, cellular component: voltage-gated potassium channel complex.